GGAAGAAAUGCAGCUACUGAAUAGAUCAACAAAUACAAAGAUGGCCACUUUUAGCAUCUUAUCACUCGGAGUUUGCUUGUCUGUGGCUGCUUUACAGUUAUGGCAUCUCAAGACAUUCUUUGAACGCAAAAAGUUGCUCUGAUUUUUCUCCCACUCUCUACUUCUGAUAUAUUCUUUUCUAACAAAUUGCUUAUUAGUCCUUUUCUUUUCCUUUUUAAAAAUUCAAAAUUUAAUAAUAAUAAUAAUUUGGCUAUUAGAUGAAAGAGUUUAUGUUGGGCUGAAUUUACAGGGCAGUUGGGAACCAUUGUUAAAAUUUAAAUGAAAAUUUUCAAUUAGGGACAUUUUUAAACUAAGCUUUUGUCGGCCAAAGGUAACUCCAUUUCGGACAUCAACAUUCCUUAUAUUUCUACAUUACCAUACUAUGCCAUGUUCUUGUUUAAAGAUAACGUUUUUUUAGAUCUUUUUCCAAAAAAAUUAAAGCAAACUUAUUUACAAAUUCCUAUUUUUAAAUUAACGUUUUUAGACCACCAAAAAACAUAGAAAUGAAAUUUUGAUUGGCUUAAAUACUAUUUUGUAUUUUAGUUUUUAUUGUUUCAAAAGGUUUGGUUUCCUAAGAUCCUAUACUUUCAACUUUAAUUGAUUUUAAUUUUAUGUAUUCAAAAUAUUCGUUUUUAUUAUUAUAAUUUAAUUCUUAUUUAUUAUUCAAAAUGUUAGCUUUUAUCCUUAUAUUUUUAUUUUUAUCUAUUUUAUUUUUAAGAGAUUAAAAUGAUUGUUUUUUUUUUUUUAAUUCAAGAACUAAAUGAACAAAAUUAAAAGUAAAAUGAUGAAAAUAAACAUUUUAAAUAUACAGAAAUAAACAUUUUCAAUUUUGGUAUCAAGAUUAGUGGUGAGCAUUGAUCCAUUAAAGUCGGUUUGGUUUUUAUUGAACUUUCCUAAAGAUCAAACUUCUCCUCCUUUAGGUAUCGAGUGUCUAACUUGAUUUUUUCGGUAGAUCACAUUCGUACUAAUCAAGAUGACAAAAUCUAGAAGUAGAAGUAAGUAAUUUUGAAUUUUUUUUUAAUAGAAGAUUCCAUCUUCUUGGUAAUCACCCCCAGUGCCACCUCAAUCGAAGCAGAACAUGGAAAAGAUUAAAUUAAAGGAAAAGAUAAAAAAGAACAUGAGCUGUAUCGAUGAAAUGUAAUGGAAUCGAUCCCAAAUUUGGUGUUUUCGCAUUCCGCUCCGUUUUAUUUCUACAUUUGGUUUGAUCUUCAUCUUCAACAAUCAACCCACUUCCCAACAACGCACCGGCACGAACUUCAAUAGAGGAUUUCUUCAUGGCGGCCCAGCCCAGGGUCCUCACUGUGGCUCACGACGGCUGUGCAGAUUUCCGCACGGUUCAAGAAGCCAUAGACGCGGUUCCAUUCAGCAAUACUUGCCGCACUGUAAUCCGUGUGUCUCCUGGGAUUUACAAGCAGCCUCUAUAUGUACCCAAGACCAAAAAUUUCAUUACUUUCGCCGGUUUGAACCCUGAGACUACUAUUCUCACUUGGGACAAUACUGCCACCGAAAUUAAACACCACCAAGCUGCUCGUGUCAUUGGAACUGGGACUUUUGGUUGUGGAAGUACAAUUGUGGAAGGAGAGGAUUUCAUUGCUGAGAAUAUCACGUUUGAGAAUUCUUCCCCUCAAGGUUCUGGACAAGCUGUGGCUAUCAGAGUUACAGCAGAUCGUUGUGCCUUUUACAAUUGCAGGUUUCUUGGUUGGCAGGAUACUCUGUACCUACAUUAUGGAAGACAGUAUUUGAAGGAUUGUUACAUCGAAGGAAGUGUGGACUUCAUAUUUGGCAACAGCACUGCUUUGUUGGAGCAUUGUCAUGUCCACUGCAAGUCGAAAGGCUUUAUUACUGCACAGAGCAGAAAAUCUUCUCAAGAGACGACAGGUUACGUGUUCUUGAGGUGUGUGAUCACAGGCAGUGGCGAGACUUCUUACGUUCAUCUCGGGCGACCAUGGGGACCAUUUGCAAGGGUGGUAUUUGCUUACACACACAUGGAUGUAUGUAUCAAACCAACAGGCUGGGACAACUGGGGGAAAGCUGAAAACGAGAGAACUGCUUGCUUCUACGAGUACAAGUGUUUCGGGCCAGGGAGUUGCUCAAUGAAAAGGGUGUGUUGGGCAAGAGAAUUAUUGGAUGAAGAAGCUGACGAGUUCAUUCUGCAUCGAUUUAUCGAUCCCGACGUGGAUAGGCCUUGGCUAUGCCAGAGGAUGGCACUGAGGAUUCCUUUUUCUGCUUAAGAAUAUGGGAUCAUUUUAAAGCUUUCAAAACAGAAAUCAGCAAAACCGUCAAGGUUUGAAAGUUAAUUCACCAGUUGAAAAGUAGCUCAUGUAUUCACGACUUUUUAUAUCACUAUUUUCUCUCUCUCUCUCUCUAUCUAUAUAUCUAUUAGCUCAUGUGUUACAUGAAAUUUCAUACCAUCAAUUUUGUAUAAAUUUGUAUUAAAGAUGGAGUGAUUUGUGGUUAAAUGAUGACGUAGUUUGAUAA
This is a messenger RNA of Cucumis melo (muskmelon), 2517 nucleotides long. RefSeq names its product pectinesterase 31. NCBI's taxonomy places the organism in Eukaryota, Viridiplantae, Streptophyta, Magnoliopsida, Cucurbitales, Cucurbitaceae. The transcript has 6 exons. Gene Ontology annotation, molecular function: pectinesterase activity. Gene Ontology annotation, biological process: cell wall modification. The record is from RefSeq and is a predicted model, not a curated record. Bases 1314 to 2270 code for a protein of 318 amino acids.